Molecule: messenger RNA, 1303 nt
Organism: Chenopodium quinoa (quinoa)
Lineage: Eukaryota; Viridiplantae; Streptophyta; Magnoliopsida; Caryophyllales; Amaranthaceae
Product: BAG family molecular chaperone regulator 5, mitochondrial
Exons: 2
Coding region: 108-785 (225 amino acids)
Biological process (GO): protein folding
Cellular component (GO): plasmodesma
Molecular function (GO): protein-folding chaperone binding
Source: RefSeq, a predicted model, not a curated record
UAUUUCCUCAAAUCCCUACCGUUAUAGUGAGGACUGAGGAGUAUGCUUCAUAUAGUAGCAGGUGGGUUAGAAGGCUUAAAGCUCCCCUAAAGACCCUGGUAUAUGGAAUGCGCCUGCCAAGGCUGCGAUUAAAUUACUACUCGAGCUCACAGUCGGUGGCUAUGAACCCCAACAGUAAAGCUCGUUUCUCACCAUCUUCAACAUCAACUGUCACCUACACCUUCCGAAAUGACAACUCUACCCUCCCUAAAUCCACUGAAAUUCCGAUCAAGCCACCCGCCUCGCCGCCCAUCCCCAUCACCGUCCAUUUCCAUGAUCACUCAGCUGCUGCUUCUAAGAUACAGGCAGCCUACCGUUCCUACGUGGUCCGAGCCCUGCUGAAGAAGAUCAAAGCCGUUGAAGCUGAGGUUGAUAGGCUGGAGAGGGUGAUCCAACGGCAGGAAACUGUGGAUGCAGUUAGGAGCAGUGAAAAGGAGAAGCUGAGGAUUAAUGAGGCUUUGAUGGUUCAGCUGUUGAAGUUAGAUUCUGUUCCUGGGAUUAACCAAAGUGUAAGGGAGCUGAGGAAGCGUGUCAGCCGUCGGAUCGUGGGGUUGCAAGAGGUGAUGGAUGGGAUUUGUGGUGAUCACAGAGCAAUGGACGGUUGGGAUUUGUGGAGGGAUUGGGAUGAGGGGUUUGGUGGAAUUGAGGAGAGGGUUAUUAGAGAAAGAGGUGGAGAGGAGUUGGAAAGGUUUUGUGCUCAUAACUUGGGGUUCCGAUGUUUAGAGAGGUUUUUGCGCGACUAUUAAAAAAUUACAACAAUAAUAACCUGUUAUGUAUUCCGUGGUUCCCUUAUCCUAUCUACUCGUAGUAUCUACUCACUCUCUAAUUCUUAAUGAAUCUUGUCAGCCUGCAAAAUUGAAGACGACAACAAUUCAAUAUGCAUCUCCUUGAUUAGGAGAAAUAUUUUGGUCAUAUUGCUCGUUCCAUGAAAUCGCGAUAACAACAGUUAAUGUGGAUCCUUGCUAAGAGUCUAGAGCAGCAUUUGACAGCAAUAUACUGUACUAAUUAGUAUAAUCUUGCUUAUAGUUCUUGAGAAGCUAAGAUGAAUGGCUAGUAUACUGAAUGGUAUAGCUAAGGAUGCUUUGUAUGAAUGUUUUAAUUCUGAAUUUUGAUCGACCAAACUUUGUAAUGAACUUUUAUUCUACAUUUGUAACAAAAAAAGUUGCUGUACAAGAUAGGUACUUGUAAAAAGUAGAAAUUGUAUUAUUUUGAAGUUCAAGUCAAAUAUUGUUUACAGAUGCCAGAAAAUGAGGCAAGUUAUCUC